Molecule: messenger RNA, 950 nt
Organism: Schistosoma haematobium
Lineage: Eukaryota; Metazoa; Platyhelminthes; Trematoda; Strigeidida; Schistosomatidae
Exons: 1
Coding region: 19-375 (118 amino acids)
Biological process (GO): cell projection assembly; substrate adhesion-dependent cell spreading; establishment or maintenance of cell polarity
Cellular component (GO): cytoplasm; actin cytoskeleton; focal adhesion
Molecular function (GO): actin binding
Source: RefSeq, a predicted model, not a curated record
AGGAUCAUUAGUUUACAGAUGGUGUCUUACUUAUUCUAUUUAAUGGAUCUUAUUGAUGGCUAUUUUGUAGCAUUUCAUGCAUAUUAUCCAACACCAACAACAGAAGAAUUGUGUACAUCAAAUGUUAAACUAGCCUUUGAACUUAUUCAAGCAGCUGGUAUGGUUGAACCUCCAGCAAAACUUGAAGAAAUUGUUGCAGGCGAUAGCAGUGCUGUAUUACGCGUGUUGUAUGGCAUCUAUUCAUAUUGUGCACAUAUGGAGGAUGAACAACGUCGGUAUGAAAUAAAUAAUAUUCGGGAACAAGGUGAGAUGGAUGAAUAUUACGGUAAUAACCAGAAACCUUCUGUACAACAUGGUCUAAUUAAUUUAUCGUGAAGUAUAUGUAACUGUGAUAAUAUGUCUCUGCUGUUUUCUGUGAUGUUAACAUUUUAAAAAUUACUGUGGAAUAAAAUGCGUUACCACUGGAGUGAUUUACUUUUAAUAAAUAACAGAUUAUCGUUUGAUGUUCUUUAGUUACUUUAUUUUUAGAAACAAUAAAAUGAAUUUGUAUGUAAGUACUCCAUUAUAUUAUUUCUCUCUCUCUCUCUCUCUCUCUCUCUCUCACACACACACACUCCUUUGCGAAUCUACGCUCUGCAGUCUGACAUUUUUUACACUAAUAAACGUUCUGAUGUCAGUUUUGUAGUUAUCUACAUUAUUUUUUUGCGGUUAAUUGUUUUACUUUCCUAAAUAUUGAUGUCAGUUUCAAUUUCUAGAUACGAUAAUAAAAGCAAUAACUUUGAAAAGAUUCAUUUAUGAUUAUGUUCCUUUUGGUUAACUGAUAGUGUAGUUUAUUAUUUUCUCCGCGCUAUGUAGUUUUAUUGUAUAUUGUAUAAGUUUUCUGCGCCCGUGAGUUUUAUCUCACUGAAUGUAUUCAUUACUACCAAAUAGAAUGGGGUUUUGUUUUUCUA